Messenger RNA from Gadus chalcogrammus (walleye pollock), 3108 nucleotides. It is a transcript of the gene kdm7aa, whose product is annotated as lysine (K)-specific demethylase 7Aa. The transcript is spliced from 17 exons. Bases 98 to 2719 code for a protein of 873 amino acids. Gene Ontology annotation, biological process: regulation of transcription by RNA polymerase II; protein demethylation. Gene Ontology annotation, molecular function: transcription coregulator activity; histone demethylase activity. Lineage: Eukaryota; Metazoa; Chordata; Actinopteri; Gadiformes; Gadidae. The record is from RefSeq and is a predicted model, not a curated record.
CGACUCAUGCAUCUCCGGCCGCGCUCGGCUGUUUCCGCCCGGGGGAGAGGGAGCCCCUCCCCUCUCCAUUCCUGCGUUGUUUGGGGACAGAGGGAAGAUGGCGGCGGCCCCGCUGUACUGUGUCUGCCGGCAACCCUACGAUGUGAGCCGCUUCAUGAUCGAGUGCGACAUCUGUAAAGACUGGUUCCACGGCAGCUGUGUGCAGGUGGAGGAGCACCAUGCGGUGGACAUCGACGUGUACCACUGUCCCAACUGCGAUGUCGUUAACGGACCCUCCCUGAUGAAGAGACGGACCAACUGGCACCGGCACGACUACACAGAGCCCGACGACGGCAGCAAGCCGGUGCAGGCUGGCACGGCCGUGUUCAUCUCCCAGCUGCAGAACAGAAGCUUCGCCAGCGGGGAGGAGGUCCUGGUGAGGAUGCCGGGGGAGUCGGUGACCCCCCGCUACCUGGAGAAGCACGGCUUCAGUCAGCCCAUCGCCGUCACGGAGAUGGAGGGGCUGGGGCUCCGGCUGCCCCCCCCCAGCUUCUCCGUCAGGGACGUGGAGCAGUACGUGGGGGGCAACAAGGUGAUCGACGUGAUCGACGUGGCGCGGCAGGCGGACAGCAAGAUGAAGCUCAGCGAGUUCAUCAAGUAUUACACCGGCGACCAGCGGCCCAAAGUCCUGAACCUCAUCAGCCUGGAGUUCUCCGACACCCGGAUGUCUGAGCUGGUGGUGGUCCCGGACGUGGCCCAGAAGAUGUCCUGGGUGGAGAACUACUGGCCUGACGACUCGUUCUUCCCCAAGCCCUUCGUGCAGAAGUACUGCCUGAUGGGAGUGAAGGGCUGCUACACGGACUUCCACAUCGACUUCGGGGGCACCUCCGUGUGGUACCACGUGCUCUGGGGGGAGAAGAUCUUCUACCUGAUCCCGCCCACUGUGGCCAACCUCGCACUGUACGAGGCGUGGAGCUCCUCGACCAAUCAGAGUGAGGUGUUCUUUGGGGACAAAGUGGACAAGUGCUACAAGUGUGUGGUUCCCCAGGGGACCACCCUCCUCAUCCCCACAGGAUGGAUCCAUGCUGUUCUUACCUCUCAAGACUGUAUGGCCUUCGGAGGCAACUUCCUCCACAACCUCAAUAUCGGCAUGCAGCUCAGGUGUUAUGAGAUGGAGAGGCGUCUCAAAACCCCCGACCUCUUCAAGUUCCCCUACUUCGAGGCCAUCUGCUGGUACGUCGCCAAGAACCUACUGGAGACGCUGAAAGAGCUUCGAGAGGACAGCCGCCCCCCCCAAACCUACCUGGUGGAGGGGGUGAAAGCCCUGAUCGGGGCCCUGAAGACCUGGCUCAAGAGAGAGGUGACGGAGCCCACCAGCGAGGUGCCGGACCACAUCAGGCCGAACCACCUCAUCAAAGAGCUGACCAAAGAAGUCCGCUACCUGGAGGUAAGGGAGCAGCAAGGCUCCGGCGGGGGUCCGGGGGCGGGCGGGGGGUCCCCGGCGGGACGCUCGCCCCUGGAGAGGCUGUGCCAGGCGAGGCGCGCCCGGCGGGCCGCCCGCAAGCUGAGGGAGCAGCAGAGGCUCGCCCCCAAGGCCUCGUCCAACCUGGACGUCCUGGAGAGGCACACCCGCGAGGUGCUGAGGAGGCUGGAGGUGGGGCCCCUGGAGGAGGACCCGGCCUUCUGCUCCACGGUCCACGGGAAGCUGAACAAGGUGUCCACGGCCUCGGCCGCUGCGCUCGAGUUCCUGGAGGACAACCACCUGAGGCUCACUCUGGUGAACGGACGCAUCAUCCGGGACGUGCGGCGGCUGAGCGCGGGCGGCAGUCCCAUCAAGGCGGAGCAGGGGAGUCCCUCGGAGGCUUGGCAGGGGCCCCAGAGCGCCGGAGGCCCGGCCAAGGACCAGAGACCCCAGGGGGGCCGCCCGGAGCCUCACAGCCCAGGAGAGAAGAGGUUUUGUGAUCCGUCCGCGGGGGCGGAGCCAAGGGGCCCAGUGGCGCUCGGGGGCGGGGCCUCGGAACAUUCCAGCGGCCGAUCAGACGGCGACUCGGACAGCGACUCCCCACCCCAGCAGAAAGCAUUAUCCUCGUCUUCGUCAUCUCCUUCCUCGAUGUCGUCGUCGUCCUCCUCCUCCUCUUCCUCCUCUUCGUCUUCCUCCUCUUCGUCCUCCUCUGAGGAGGAGGACUCGGGAUCCCUGGAGGGGGGGGGCCAGCAGGGCUCAGGGCACACCAUCGAGCUGGACCCCCAUGGUGUCCAGACACUCAGGAACAAACACAGACCACUCAAACGAGAACGUCCUACCUCACCCAGCACAGCAGAGGCCAUCCAGGGCAUGCUGUCCAUGGCCGGCCUCCUGUGCCCCUCGGACCCCCAGAAGGAGGGCCAUGGGCCCCCGGAGCCCUGGUGGUCCGGGCCCGAGGGCCCCCCCAUGCCGACGCCGGCGGGGGGGCCGCCGCACCUCCACCCUCGUCUCCACGGCGACGCGAAGAGCCCCAUGGACAGCCAGGGGAACAGCAGCAGCGAGGCCUGGGACCACCGAGGUCCGGAGACGGACACCUACCAGUACUGUGACCCCUCCAUGUCCCCCCCGCUGCACCCCUCCAAGAGGCCCGCCCCCAACCCCCCGCCCAUCAGCAACCAGGCCACCAAAGGCAAGCGGCCGAAGAAGGGCAUGGCGACGGCCAAGCAGCGCCUCAGCAAGAUCCUGAAGAUCAGCCGGCACAGCCGCGUCUUUGUGUAGCGCCGGGGGGCCCGGGCCCCGGGGCCCGGCCCAGCGUGUGUGAGGGUGUUGACGGUGUGAAUGAGCGGGAGAGUGUGGCUCCCAAGCAGACGGGCCCGGGGUCUCGGUUUGUGCGUUUUGGUAACCCGGAGUCGUACGUCGUGCAGUGGAAGCAAAAUCUUAAAGAAACGCAAAGAAAGGCAAAAAAAAUAAUAAAUCAAACAGCCUGGCAAAGAUGUGCACCUCCCCUGUGCACGCUCACGUGCACGCCUAGGAGACAGGGUAUUGGACUCACGCGUUCCGCAUCGCACGGCUUCACUCUUUGCACAAAAUUAGAAAAACGCAAAAAAUAAAAAUCCACAAAGCUGGGAGGAGAAUGGAGGACCGGCUGUUGCCACGGGAGACGGCCG